GGGUACUACCUGGUGAAACGGCGCUUGCCUUCUAUACUGCGACGAAUAAGGGCCCUUCGGAUAUCAUCGGUGUUGCCACAUACAGCGUUACGCCGGGCCAGGUUGCCCCGUACUUCAGUAAGAUCCAAUGUUUCUGCUUUGAAGAGCAGAAAUUGAAUGCUGGUGAAUCUGUCGACAUGCCUGUUUUCUUCUACAUUGAUCCGGACUUCACGAAAGAUCCACAAAUGAAGGGCAUUGACACCAUCACACUCUCAUACACCUUCUUCAAAGCGCGAUAUGAUGACAACGGAGUUCUCAAGCCGGUACCCACGAACUGAUUACAUAGACUGUUUACUGUUUCCUAUCCAUCGAAACAGUGGCGCUUGGAUUGGCCACAUCCUAGCUUUAUAGACAAAACCACGUCGAAAGCCUGGUACUCUGAAAUGGUGUCGACGAUUUGAGGUUUCCUAAGCCGCACAACAAUCGUGAAGCGCCAGGUGAAGCUCUGGCGAAAUCCCUCGUAACCUUUCUCCAUAUCGGGAGACUUCUGAUCUCACGGGGAAGUUAUAUCUCCUCUCCAAAAAGAAUACCCAUAUAUGUAUCAUAGCAAUGGAUAUCUCACAUACUAGAGCACUAAAGAUGGCUUUGCUAGUAGACAGGCUGCGACCACGCUCGCUCGACGCCCUGUCAUACCACCAUGAACUCUCCGCGCGGUUGAAGUCACUGGCACAAAGUGGAGAUUUCCCCCAUCUACUCAUGUACGGACCAUCGGGCGCAGGCAAAAAAACCCGGACAAUUGCAACACUAAAAGAACUGUACGGUGCGGGUGUGGAGAAGAUCAAAAUCGAUGCCCGAGUCUUCCAGACGACGAGUAACCGGAAGCUUGAAUUUAACAUUGUAUCGUCUGUAUACCAUCUGGAGAUCACACCUUCAGAUGUCGGAAACUACGAUCGUGUCGUCGUACAGGAGCUGCUCAAAGAAAUUGCGCAAACACAGCAGGUCGACCUCUCCGCAAAGCAAAGGUUCAAGGUUGUCGUUAUCAAUGAAGCAGACCAUCUGAGCCGUGACGCCCAGGCAGCUCUGAGACGCACUAUGGAGAAAUACAGUCCCAAUCUGAGACUCAUUCUGUUGGCCAAUAGCACUUCGAAUAUCAUUGCUCCGAUUCGUUCCAGAACCCUGCUGGUCAGGGUUGCGGCACCAACGGAAGACCAGAUCUGCACUGUGCUCAGCGCUGCGGGCAAGAGGGAAGGCUGGCCGGAGGCGCCUGGACUCAAUAAGAGGAUAGCGAAGGAGAGUGGACGCAAUCUCCGACGCGCGUUACUCAUGUUCGAAGCUAUUUAUGCUCAAAGUGAGAAGGUGACGGAGAACACUCCGAUCCCACCUCCGGACUGGGAGGUGCUCAUUUCUAUUACGGCUGAUGAGAUUUUGGCUGAACGGUCGCCAGCUCGACUAUUACAAGUCCGGGCGCGCUUGUACGAUCUCUUGACUCACUGCAUACCGCCGACUACUAUCCUCAAGACCCUCACCUUCAAACUCAUCGCCAAGGUAGACGAUGCGCUGAAGCCCGAAGUGAUUAAAUGGUCCGCUUUCUACGAGCACAGAGUCACACAAGGGAGCAAAGUGAUCUUCCACCUCGAGGCCUUCAUCGCCAAAUUCAUGCGCAUCUAUGAAAGUUACCUAAUGGGCAUGGACUUCUAA
Molecule: messenger RNA, 1677 nt
Organism: Aspergillus nomiae NRRL 13137
Lineage: Eukaryota; Fungi; Ascomycota; Eurotiomycetes; Eurotiales; Aspergillaceae
Product: replication factor C subunit 5
Exons: 8
Coding region: 589-1677 (362 amino acids)
Biological process (GO): DNA-templated DNA replication; DNA repair
Cellular component (GO): DNA replication factor C complex; Ctf18 RFC-like complex; Rad17 RFC-like complex
Molecular function (GO): ATP hydrolysis activity; DNA clamp loader activity; DNA binding
Source: RefSeq, a predicted model, not a curated record